AUGGAGCCCGGGCCGCGGCGGCGGAGCAGGAGCCGCCCGCUGGUGGCCGCUUUUCUGCGCGACCCGGGCUCGGGGCGCGUCUACCGGCGCGGGAAGCUGAUUGGCAAGGGUGCCUUCAGCCGCUGCUACAAACUCACGGACAUGUCCACCAGCACCGUGUUCGCCCUCAAGGUGGUGCCCCGUGGCGGAGGCGGGGCCGGGCGGCUGCGCCCACGAGGGAAGGUGGAGCGUGAGAUCGCUCUGCACAGCCGCCUGCAACACCGAAACAUUGUGGCCUUCCAUGGACACUUUGCUGACUGCAACCACGUGUACAUGGUGCUGGAGUACUGCAGCCGCCAGUCUUUGGCCCACGUGCUGAAGGCCCGGCAGACCCUAACGGAGCCGGAGGUGCGCUAUUACCUGCGGGGCCUGGUCAGCGGCCUGCGGUACCUGCACCAGCGGCACAUUGUGCACCGCGACCUGAAGCUCAGUAACUUCUUCCUUAACAAGAACAUGGAGGUGAAGAUCGGAGACCUGGGGCUGGCCUCCAGGGUGGGGCCUGGGGGCCGCUGCCACAGAGUGCUCUGUGGGACCCCAAACUUCCUGGCCCCCGAGGUCAUCUCCAGGAAUGGGCACUCCUGUCAGUCGGACAUCUGGGCUCUGGGCUGCGUCAUGUACAUGGUGCUGACUGGGGCCCCACCCUUCACCACCGCCCCACUGUCAGAGCUGUAUCAAAGCAUCCUCAAUGGCUGGUACCCCGAGCCCGUGCACCUGUCACCCCAUGCACGCAGCCUCAUAGCGCGCCUCCUGGCACCUGACCCGUCCGAGCGGCCCAGCCUGGACCACGUGCUGCAGGACGACUUCUUCACGCAGGGUUUCACUCCAGACCGGCUGCCCCCCCACUCCUGUCACAGUCCACCUGUGUUCGUCAUCCCCCAGCCCCUGGGCAGACUUUUCCGGAAGGUGGGCCAGUUGCUGCUCACCCAGUGCCGGCCGCCCUGCCCCUUCACUCCCAAAGAAGCCUCAGAACCAGCAGGGCAGGGUCUGGAGCCAGAUUCCAUGGAGUGGGGCAGUGAGGCCUCUCUAUCAGAGAGAGAGACCCCUGGCCCUGAGGCCCCCAUCUGCCUGCUCACCCAAGGGACCCUUAGGAGUAGCCCCGAGGGGUCCCAGGAGAGCCCCUGGCCGGAAGUGGAGGCGGCCAUCCAGAGGCUGCAGCUCUGCCUGGGAGCUGGGCCCCCAGCCAUGCAGGACUCCCCGGGAGAGCAGAGGCCCCUCCUGUGGGCCCCCAAAUGGGUGGAUUAUUCCAGCAAGUAUGGCUUUGGCUACCAGCUAUCAGACGGGGGCAGUGGAGUCCUGUUCCGAGAUGACACACAUGGCCCUGCGCCCCCCAGGGGGGAAGGGGGCUGGCCCCGACCCUCGCCGCCUGCCGGGCCCAGCCUCUGCCUCCUGCACUUCCUGGCGUCCGAUCAGGCCUUGGUGCUGCUCUUCAGUGACGAGACUAUACAGGUGAGCUGCGGCGGCGGGCAGGCCCAGCUGGUACUGAGCGGCACAGGCGAGAAGCUGCAGUUCACCCUGUGGGAACAGGGCGGGCCCAGCACCUCCUACCCGCUGGCCGCCUUGUGGAGCCACGGCUGUGCUCCAGCCACCCGCCAGCGCCUUCACCACGCACUCCGUAUGCUUCAGGGCAUCCAGGGGCCCUGA
Messenger RNA from Orycteropus afer afer, 1680 nucleotides. It is a transcript of the gene PLK5, whose product is annotated as polo like kinase 5 (inactive). Gene Ontology annotation, biological process: protein phosphorylation; mitotic cell cycle; regulation of cytokinesis. The record is from RefSeq and is a predicted model, not a curated record. Gene Ontology annotation, cellular component: nucleus; spindle pole; centrosome. Gene Ontology annotation, molecular function: protein serine/threonine kinase activity; ATP binding; protein binding. NCBI's taxonomy places the organism in Eukaryota, Metazoa, Chordata, Mammalia, Tubulidentata, Orycteropodidae.